AUGCGACUCUUCACAUGGAUACAAACAGCCUUCCACGUCUCCGAUGUUAUUAACGCAUCCACAAGCAUCGCCUGGUCAAAGUUAACUUCACGGAGACCCGAGUCACUAGAGAUAGAACUCACUAAUGAGGACUGUGUUCACAAUCCUUAUUGCCAAUUGAGCAAGAAUCUUGGUACACACGAAUGGGUCAACGAUUGCCCAGGCCUUCCCAGAAUCACUGAAGCCCUAUGGAGGAAAUACAGAUACAAAGACACCAAGUUUUUGAACAAGAACCUCCAGAACUAUCUAAAGCUGAAGGAGAGCAAGUGGAAGCUGGCCUCCGAUGAGUUGACCUUUCCUACAUACCUGGCGAAACGAUACGCCCCCAAUGUAUCACCCAGUAGCAUGGUCUGUGAUGGGCUCGGCAUGUGCAGAGCCCCGAGCUGCAAAGACAUCGGUAAGAAUAAUACCGCCGAUGAACAAAGGGCAGCCAUGUUGUUCUUUGAAUUCGUUUCCGGUCUCGACCAUUCAUUUCACAUUAGGAGUGAGGCCACUCAGGACCAUUACAGGCAUAUAUUGGAAGACAUAGACGGACUUACGGCGAUGUUCACGUAUGCCGAUGAGCAACAGGAUGCAGCGGUUAAGAAGGAAGAGAAAAAGCAGAAACGCAUAGCGCAGAUGGAACUGGCUUUUGGCAUCAUCACAGCCGUCUUCCAACUGUUUACCACGGCUGCUAAUAUUAUGAACUAUAGACCGGCUUCCCUUACGUCAUACAUUAACAGAUUCUCCAAAUCACAAAAACUCGCUGGAAGGUGGCAGCGAAGUCUGAGCAGGCUGUCUAAUAAGUUUCCAAAGUCUUCGAGGCUUAAGAAAUUUUCGAGUCGGAGAAAACCCGGUGACGGCUUAUUCAGGGAAAAGUCCAUCGAAAAUGCACAGAAGCUUUGGACCAUCACAAGCGGAGGUUGGCUAGGUACGCAAGCUUUGACUAAAGAAGUAGUCAAAGAGAUCAAUCACAAGAAGGAUCUGCAUGGCUUCGAGAAAACUUUGGACGCCGUACGUGCGGCUUUGGUCGAUCUUGACAGCUAUGCAGUCGACGAAAUUCUGGAAGGAAUGCCAAUCCUUGUCUUGGGCGGCGAGACACAUAAUGGGCAUAACAUUGUCGACCUUUACGAGAAAGACUUCUUCUUCGGCGCCAACGUCUAUUUUCGAUCCUAUGUCCAAUUCGUAAUUGGGAUGAAGUCUUACGCGACCAUCAUAAGCGCUCUAUGGAGAACAGAAGGCGUAUACAUCGUUGAGAGUCUUGCUCCUUCCGGCAGGAAUUGUGACCAAGACGAUCGCGGACCAUCGCUCAACAAAGUCUGCCUUCCAGAACGCCCCAAUAGGUCAUACUGGGUCUACGCAAUGUCGAACUACGACGAUAAGAAGACACGAAGUCCUCCAGGAUGGGAGCAUCUCACGAGCGAAGAAGGAUUUCACGGCCUCUACGAUAGUGACGUAGUCCGAGCUGCUUUUUGGCGAGUCGAGGUGCCCUCAGCUCCUGAACCGCCGGUGGUGUAUAGCCAAGGGUUGAACGCUACGAACCCAUCAAAUUUGAACGCCACGAAUCCUCAUUUUCCGGGUGCGAUACCAUAUCUGGAUGACUACGGCAACGCACCCGAUGGCUUUGACAUCCCUAUAUGUCACAGUUGGCUAGGCGAGGCCAUCUCCAACGUUGACAGCAAACACAACAAUAACACUCCUUGCCAAUGCGACUCUCCCAACCCAACACACGCAACGUCCUGGAGCCAACCCACCAACUGGACCAUGGCAUACACCAAGAAGUUCAUCAAGGAUAGCGGACUGUAUAACUUUGAUGAUUUUGGGAAGAAGUGUAAAUCUUGCAACAAGAUGGGUGUGAGUUGGAAGGCGUUACUGAAACUCGAAGAUGAGGAGAAGCCAGCGAAGCACAUGAAACAUGCCUGGAAUGGCGGCUGCAAGAGCAAUUCACACAAAUCUCACCCACUCGGACCACCACAGCUUAGCGAUCCAGCACCGAAAAGUUCAUCGACGGCAUCACCAGCUUCAAGUACACCCGACUCUUGCUCCCCAACACCCACUCGAGAGCCCAUCGUCCAAGCUACAACCGAGCUCGUCGGCCACGAAACACGCUACCCUAAAAACACACCCAAGAACAUCACACGACAAGGCGCCUGCAACGGGCCAUACUGCAUCGUUGACACCGUCUACGUCAUCAUCGAGCAAAAAUAUGGAUACAAUGUCGAUUCCUCCGUCCGAGCUGGCGAACAUGCCUGUUACGCUGGCGAUAACUGGUGCAUUGAGCAGUCAGCGCACGAUAUCUGCGAAUACCCUGAUGAACCGGAGGAGGACGCUGAUGAAGAAGAAGAGGAAGAAGAAGAGGUUGGCGAAGAUGAGGACGAGUACGCGGACUUCAUUCAAGACUCCAAGACCCCAGACAACAAGUCUCGAGUCGACAAAACCCCAGGUGGCAAGCCGCAAAAGGAACAGGAACCCACGCCCGAGAAAGACGAAGCCACGAGAAAGUUCGAAGAGUCGCUAAAGUUGGCAAACUGGCGAUGGGUAUGUAUCUGCGGCGGAAAUGGUACAGUGGGCCAACACGGUAUCAAGUGCUUCGACAAGAGCGUUACCACCAAGACUACCACCGUAAAGGGCAGGAUGAAACAAACACACACUCCUGGCAGGUCUGCAGCCGGUACCCUGACGAACGCUUCCGAAGGUGGAGUUGCAGUUGCACCCACCGAUACAGAAGAAGUUGUCACCGUUACAACGCAAGCAGCCCUUCGCAUCAAGACCGUGUACGAAACCAUGAAACGAGACGCAACUCUCCAAGCGGCAUUAGGAUUACCAAGUCUUGCUAUCUCGACCGAAGCUCCAGUGUUUCUUCCUAGCAGCUAUGCUUCGUUCGCUUCUUACUCGAUAGUGGCGACGAACUAA
Molecule: messenger RNA, 2931 nt
Organism: Alternaria atra
Lineage: Eukaryota; Fungi; Ascomycota; Dothideomycetes; Pleosporales; Pleosporaceae
Exons: 6
Coding region: 1-2931 (976 amino acids)
Source: RefSeq, a predicted model, not a curated record